AUGAGCGUAGUAGCAGCGGGUUACCUGGCUCGAAGAACAGCACAGAAGGAGAGAGUCCGAAUCCUCUACCGCCGUGCUCUCAAAGACACUCUUAACUGGGCCGUUCAUCGUCACCUCUUUUAUGAAGAUGCCGAUCUUCUACGCGCGAGGUUCGAAACUAACAAACAUGUGGAAGAUCUAGAUACAAUUGAUAGAAUGAUAGCUGAUGGCGAGGCGCAAUAUAAUAAGUGGCGGCACCCUGAUCCUUAUAUUGUUCCUUGGGCUCCUGGCGGUAGCAAGUUCACUCGGAACCCAACUCCACCUGAAGGGAUUGAGAUAUUGUAUAACUAUGGCCGAGAAGACAAUGACUAA
Messenger RNA from Dovyalis caffra, 351 nucleotides. NCBI's taxonomy places the organism in Eukaryota, Viridiplantae, Streptophyta, Magnoliopsida, Malpighiales, Salicaceae. The record is from the annotation of a GenBank genome assembly.